Molecule: messenger RNA, 3629 nt
Organism: Anastrepha obliqua
Lineage: Eukaryota; Metazoa; Arthropoda; Insecta; Diptera; Tephritidae
Gene: conv
Product: toll-like receptor 3
Exons: 13
Coding region: 253-3519 (1088 amino acids)
Cellular component (GO): extracellular matrix
Molecular function (GO): protein binding
Source: RefSeq, a predicted model, not a curated record
CGAUACCAGUGACAUGUAUUAGAACUCGAGUGAAAAUCGCGUAGUUAAAAAUUUGCAAUUAUUUAGUAGAAAGUUUAUUAAAAUUAAUUUAUUCACACAUACGAAUUAUGCGUUUUAGUGAGCUUUAAACCAAAUUUAUAGGCAGAUCGCGCACUGCUUCAAACACCAAAACGAAAGACUUAAGCAGCGAACCACAUCCGCAUUUGUGUCAAUGUCGAAUUUUCUCUUAAAGAAACCUGUUUAAAAAAAAGUAUGAAUAACUUGUUGCUUUGUUGCACUUUCCUUUUGCACUUCUGUGCAUUGGUGAAGUUAGAAUAUGCCUUUAACGAGCCCAAAUAUAAGUGUCCAACAAAGCCGCUAGUUAUAUACCCUUGUACCUGUUGGAAAAAUACUGAUGCUGGCAUCUAUGUGACAUGUGAAAACUCGAACUUAGCGACGUUGUCUGUUGCGCUUGAAAACCUUGGAGCUUUGGGUACUCCUGUGGAGCAUUUGGAAAUUCUUAAGGGACAUUUUGUUCGUUUAUAUGGGCCAGUGUUCUCCAAAGUCAAGCCCAGAUUACUUACCAUAGCUGAUACACCAAUCGAAACUAUUGAGGAUUAUCCUUUUUUUGGUGUAAACAAAACUGUGGAGGAGCUGCGUAUAUUACGUACUAAUCUGUCAUCGUUUACUACGCCAUCAUUUGGGAUAUUAGGAAAUGCAAAGCAGCUCAUUAUUGAUGGCCAUUCAUUGAAAAGUGUGAAUAAGAGCAUCUUCGAGAAUCAAAACAUUGGGAAUACGCUGGAAGUCUUAAGGAUUAUCAACGGUCCACUAAGUGAUGUGCCAAUUGAAGCUUUUCAGCCUCUGCGAAAGCUGAAAGUACUUGAUUUACAUGGAAACCAAUUAGAAACUUUGAAAAGAAAUCAAUUCAAAAAUUUGAGAUCCGUGGAAGUUUUAGACAUAAGUUUUAACAAUCUUAAAAAACUCGAGGCGCAACACAUUGCUGACAUGACCAAGCUGGGCUGGUGCAAUGCGUCUCACAAUGCGCUCACAGAAAUUUCAAGAGGAACUUUUGCGCGUAACUCAGUUUUGAAAUUACUCAACUUGUCAUACAACAACAUCACGCGACUGGAUGCCAAUAGCUUCCGCGGAAUGAGGUUUUUAAGACGCUUGUUUUUGAGUGACAACAAAAUAAUCGACGUUGGGAGAGGUACUUUCGGCUCUAUUGGUAAAAUUGGUACUAUUGACUUGGCCAGAAACUUUCUUAAGAAAGUUGAGUUUCAAAUGUUCUCACAACUUAAUUAUGUGGAGGUAAUAGAUUUGGCUGAAAAUAAUAUAACAUUGGUGGAAAAGCAUUCCUUCAAAGAUAUAUACCAAGCAACGAUUAAUAUUUCUCAUAACUCUUUGGAAAAAAUAGAGCCGCUUGCAUUUGAGAAUUGUGUAAACAUCACAGUCUUGGAUUUGUCCUUCAAUAGACUAACGAACUUCUCCCGCAAUGCAUUUGACCUCACUACUUUUGCUACCGAGUUUCAAGUGAGCUACAAUUACCUCACGAAUUUGGCGCAGGUGCCAGUCUACAAUAUGACAGGCAUUAAAGUGCUUAAUGCAUCUCAUAACUACAUAACAGAGGUGCCGAAGAACUGCUUUCCGAAGUUGUACGAGUUGCACACCAUUGACAUAUCGCACAACAACAUCUCAUUGAUCGCCAAUGGUGUCUUCCAGACACUCUUUUCACUACGUCUCUUAAAUCUCAACCAUAACAGUUUAAGAGAAAUUAAGUCUUCAGUUUUUGGCACACUUCCCACAUUGCUCGAAUUGAAUUUGAGUUACAACAAAUUAACAUCGAUUGUGCGUGGAGCGCUGGCCAAACUUACAAGUCUGCGCUUUUUGAAUCUCAGCAAUAAUCAGCUGGAAAAGCUAUUUCAAAUUCCCAUUUCUCUGAAUGAGUUGAAUUUGGAGAGUAAUAGUUUGACAGGAAUACCAGCAGGUACCUGGCCAGUUAUGAAUUCGUUGCUGUUUUUGAACUUAAAUGACAAUCAAAUCGGAGAUUCAUUAACAGCCCAAAGCUUCACAGGGCUACUGGUGCUCCAAAAGCUACAUCUUAAUAAAAAUGGCAUAACCCAGCCGCCUGUCGAAUGCUUGGCCGGCAUGUCGACGCUUCAGUAUUUAUACCUCGAGCAAAACAACAUAACAACUUUGGAGAAAAGUGCUUUCGGGAAAUUGCCAGUUCUGUUUGAACUCAAUUUGUACGAAAAUGGUGUUAGUGAUAUAAGUAAACGCUCUUUUGAAGGACUUUUGCAACUACUCACACUCAACCUCUCUUCCAAUGCAAUCAAGAAUAUACCAAACGAUGCCUUUAUUGGUUUGCCAUCGCUAAGAAAAUUGGAUUUAUCAUUUAACCAGUUGACGAAGUUGGAUAAUAAAACAAAUGGUGUACUUGACGAUUUGCUUAGCUUGGAAGAGCUAAAUUUGAGCCACAACAAAAUCAGUUUUGUGACAAAGAAAACUUUUCCUUCGAAUCAAUAUAUUCCGUACAAUCUGAAGUAUUUGGACUUAAGUUAUAAUCAAAUGCCAGUGUUGACGUAUGACAUUACCUUUGGCACUAAAAAACUGCUCACCUUAAAUUUGUCCAACAAUCACAUAAAUGAAAUUCGAAGAGGUGUUUUGGCAAAUUUUACACAGCUACAGUCAUUGGAUUUAUCAAAUAAUGAACUAAAUAACCUGGCCUCAGAGGAACAUGUGUUUGAUCUGCCUAAGCAUCUGACGAAAAUUAACUUAAGUAACAAUCAAAUAUACAAAAUUCCAUUUUCGAAUUUCCAAAAAGAUGUACAAUUUGAAAACAUUGAUUUGCGCAACAACAGCUUGACCGAGUUUCCACAAUUAUUGGUGCAAAUGCUGCGUAACGGUACCAAUGUGUCUUUUGCUGGCAAUCCCUUAGACUGCAGUUGUGCUGCUCGUCCACUGAAGCAUUUCAUGAUGGAAAAGUCAAACUUGGACUAUGAUUUGAGUAAUAUUGCGUGCAGUACUCCGACUUUUCAUCAAAAUCUGCGAUUGGUAGAAGUGCUAGAUGAAAACCUGCAAUGCAUAUUGGACGAUAGGCAACGCUAUAGUGGCGUAGCUUAUGAAGAGCUUGCUGAUGUACAGUUUCGGGACAUUAAAAUCAAUGCCAAUGGAAAUCUCACCGUACGAUUCUUUGUGACUGCCGCCAGAGAUAUAGCCGACUUUAUAUUAUAUAUACGCAACCACGAGAACGAUGUGUUGUAUCAGGGAAAUGUGGCGUACAAUGAACGCAAGCAUGAAAUACAAGUCAAUACCAUACGGGAUAAGAUACAAAAGGAAAAGGCUGAAAUAUGUCUAAUUUCGAAGGACAGCAAUGAAAUCACGGGCCGCUGGUACAGCACGCAGUGCACAAAUCUGCCCGAUCUGAAAGAAAAACGCAAAAGCAUAUUUCAGUUUAAUUCAAGGAGCUCUGCUCACGGAGUAGCUACGGGAAAUAUUUUUGCAAUUGUAAUCUUUCUGAUUACGAUUAUUUUUUGUGGUUAAUACUCAUUUUCAGUCCACGAAUUUAACUAUUACCACACCAAUAAUUUUAGCACUGCCAAACAAAUUUUAUAUGUCCUGCUUUUGUAUUGCAUAUUCACCCACUUGUGAUA